ACGCGCAUCGCGUGUUCCAGAUUUCUUCGGUAACGACGUCACGCGCGCGCGAGCGAGCGAGCCUCGCGACGAUGUCUGACAUUUCGUCAUCUUUUUACGGUCAUUGACAGCCGCGUCAAUGCCGAGAAGAGUGUGUGACGGGUAGCGCGCAGUGCGGAGAUACGUGGUGCGUCUUCUCCGUGGUGUAUUUUGUGUUUUCUCGGACGCAUCCGUCGCGCCCCUUCUAUCCUUCUCUUCCAUCUCCCUCCCCGCUAUCUGGUUCGCGGCUCCUCCCCCGCUUCUUGCGGUGCAUUGCUCUUAAGAAUCAGCAGCGAUAAAUUCGAUGUCGCAAUCGAGGACAGUGAUGAUGAACGAGGUGUAUAGAUUCUGAGGCUGUGUGUUACGCCAACGUUGAUCGAAUCCCGUCAACGUCGAGUCGUUUUUUGCUGGGGACAACGACGGCAACGCCACAUAUCGAUCUCCGAUCGCGGGCGAUGCAUCCUCGCGUUGUUGAUAAACCGUCGACCUCAGAACGUCGGUAGAGAUCGGACACGCGAGAGAGAUGGAGAUCAUCGGCGAUUACGAGUACAAUCCCAAGGACCUCAUUGGUACCGGCGCCUUCGCCGUGGUCUUCAGGGGCAGACAUCGCAAAAAACCAAACUUGGUGGUGGCUAUCAAGAGUAUCACAAAGAAAACUUUGGCUAAAUCACAGGAUUUAUUGAAGAAGGAGAUUAAAAUCUUAAAAGCGUUAACUAAACUGCACCAUGAAAAUGUUGUUGCAUUAUAUGAUUGUAAGGAGUCUAAUCAUAACGUCUUCCUGGUUAUGGAGUAUUGUAAUGGUGGAGAUUUGGGAGAUUACUUAAAUGCGAAAGGUACUCUCUCCGAGGACACCAUUAGAUUAUUUCUUAAGCAAUUGGUUCGUGCAAUGAAGGUGUUGCAUGCAAAAGGGAUAGUCCAUAGAGAUCUCAAACCACAAAAUAUUUUGUUGAAUCAUAAUUGUGGCAAAGCUUGUCCACAACCACAUGAAAUAACAUUGAAAAUAGCGGAUUUUGGUUUCGCUAGGUUUUUGCAGGAAGGCGUCAUGGCUGCGACUUUAUGUGGGUCGCCAAUGUACAUGGCGCCCGAAGUUAUCAUGUCCCUCCAGUACGAUGCUAAAGCAGAUCUGUGGUCCAUUGGAACCAUAUUAUAUCAAUGUCUCACUGGGAAAGCACCACACCCUGCAAACAAUCCUCAUGCGCUCAAAUCAAUCUAUGAGAAUACUGUCAAUCUUGUUCCUAGUAUACCUCCUGGAACAUCGCUCGAACUGACGAAUCUCUUGAUGGGUUUGUUGAGGCGUGAAGCGACCGAUCGCAUGGACUUUGAUCAAUUUUUUGGUCAUGCGUUUCUAACGGGUACUCAAGACAGUCCUAGUCCGAGCCCGGUGCCCGUCGAACUGCCUGCAUCUCCGGGUACAACGGUGAUUCCGAUCGAGGAAGGAACACCGAUUGUCAAUAAAUUAGAACCCGAAACGACGGAGACUCCAUGUUCUAGUCCCGAGGACGACUUUGUUCUUGUACCGAGUGAUAUCAGCAGUGAUACCGAUAAUAAUCCACCAGUAAAGUAUACCAAACAAGUUAGUAGGGAAGCCAUCAGCCCCCUCCGGCCCUGCUUAUCGAAAUUGGGAGAAUAUGCUAGACAAACGAGCAGGGAAGCUAUCAGCCCACCCCGACCAUGCUAUCUGCCAAUCUCUGAGCCGAUUCCCGUUCCAUGUCAACGAAAUGCAGCAGCUCAGCAACCACCACAGUCUCCCUCGACGAAUGCCGCCCGAUCCGGCGGCAGUAGCGUUGUUCCCCGUUCCCAACCUAUCAGCAUGAAACGCAGCGUGGACUCCCACAGGAAUCAUCCGCCAGACAUCGGCUCCCUUAGCCCACCCAGCGUACAGUUUGUCAUCGGUACUCCACCCGGCAGAAGGUUGAGUGAGACUCCGCCGCCGCCCAAUACUUGGCAAGUGAGUCCCGUAGCAAGGCAUUCGCAUACGCCGAGCGGGACCUCGCCGUUGCGACGUUCCACAGGCAACAAUAGCGCAUCUUCGCCACUUCUCACGGGUCCACUGGCAGUGCUUGGUUCUCCAACCUCGCGAGCUUUUCAGGACAACAACAAUACCCUCAGGCAUUCGCCUGUUAUACCCUUCGGCACCAGAGCUGUCACUCUUCCGGAGAUAUCCGAAGCCGGUAGUUUUCAAAACCUCUUUCCGGAUAUACCACCAACGACGAUUGAUGAUCGUCCGUUGACAUUUAUCGCGCCGGAAUUGCCGGAGGAGACGCUAAUGGAACGCGAGCAUAACGAAAUUCUGGCGAAACUGAACUUCGUUGUCGCGUUAUGUGAAUGUGUGUGUGAAGUCGCUCGAUCCAGAGCCGGACCGCUUGGUAACAUCGAGCAACCAACGCCGCUCAGUGGAAUUGAGCAGAUCGGUAAUGCGGCUACUAGGAAACGCGCCGAGCAAGUCAUUCUGCUAGUUCGGGCUCUUCAGUGGCUUAGUUCAGGUCUGAAUCUAGCUACUCAAGAACUCAAGGCUGGAAGGCUGCAACCGACGGCUACUGUGAAGGACGUUGUCAGUACCAUGAACGAGAAAUUUAAGUCUUGUUUGACGGAAUGUAAACAACUCAACAGCGCGGGGCUUCUUCGUCAAACGGGAGCCACAGCAGACAAGAUAUUGUACAAUCAUGCGAUUCACAUGUGUCAAUCGGCGGCAUUAGAUGAACUAUUCGGCAAAGGCGGCGAAUGUUUCCAGCGCUAUCACACGGCGCAGAUAUUAUUGCACUCGUUAGCGCAGCAUGUCAGCCAUAGUCAAGAUCGAGCUUUGCUCAUUAAAUACAAAGAGGCCGUGGAGAAGCGGUUAUAUGUGCUACAGCAGCAAGGAUACAUCUACGCGACUGAACUUACGUAGCGCUUGUGAAACACGAUAGCCGAACAUGGCGGCAACAGUCGCCCGGAAGAAGUCCCGCCCGUGCAGCAGCCGCCCGUACUAUCGUACUCGAUAUCUCUCUUAUGUAAUAUAUUCUGCCCUAUUAUGUAUAAAAGGCGAGAUUGAAGCCGAAACCUAUAAGCUCUACAGCUCGAAACGGAGACGGGACUAAAUUCUCGCGGCUGAUUUUAUUUUACCGAGGCUAAUUAACCCAAAAAAAAGAAAGCUCCACCUAGUUCCGUAUGCGGAAUAGGAUAGACAUUGAGAAGAAAAUGAAAGUCUCCUAAGUCACCAUAUCCCCUAUUCAUUCACCCCCGCCCCCCUUAAGAUUUCUUUAUAUGAUUUAUUAAAACUUAGUACAACUAAGAUAUUAUAAUUGUACACUAUAUAAUAUGUACGUACACGUCGAUCGAUUGACCUAAUCUUUAUUUCGUAUAUCGAUCAAUAAACAUGUGUAUACUAA
This is a messenger RNA of Cataglyphis hispanica, 3386 nucleotides long. It is a transcript of the gene Atg1, whose product is annotated as serine/threonine-protein kinase unc-51. The record is from RefSeq and is a predicted model, not a curated record. Bases 542 to 2905 code for a protein of 787 amino acids. The transcript is spliced from 14 exons. Gene Ontology annotation, biological process: axon extension; peptidyl-serine phosphorylation; positive regulation of autophagy. NCBI's taxonomy places the organism in Eukaryota, Metazoa, Arthropoda, Insecta, Hymenoptera, Formicidae. Gene Ontology annotation, molecular function: ATP binding; protein serine/threonine kinase activity. Gene Ontology annotation, cellular component: cytoplasm; autophagosome.